Messenger RNA from Crotalus tigris (Tiger rattlesnake), 2748 nucleotides. It is a transcript of the gene TMEM263, whose product is annotated as transmembrane protein 263. The transcript has 5 exons. The record is from RefSeq and is a predicted model, not a curated record. Bases 793 to 1161 code for a protein of 122 amino acids. NCBI's taxonomy places the organism in Eukaryota, Metazoa, Chordata, Lepidosauria, Squamata, Viperidae.
CAGAAUCUAAUAUAAUCUAAAAUUAUCCAGUAUUUGUUCCUACUUUCCAGGGCCUUUAAGUAACAGUUUCACAGCAGCCAUCCCCAUUUCCAAGCACUGGCUAUAUGGCUGGCAAAAACUCCUUGACACCAGAUCAUGUCAUAACCUCGUCCUUUUCUUCCUUCGGGUCUCUCCCUUGCCUUUAGCAACUUCAGGCAAAACUAGAUCAUAAUCCAUAGCGAACACAGUUGCACUUAUUGAACUUCAGCCUGACACGCAGCUGUCAGGAGCCUACUUGAGAGAAGGGGUAAUAAUUUGCAACGAGCUCAGGUCGUUAUUCAAUACCCUUGCCGUAAUUUCCAGCCGCGGCAGGGCGCUCAAGGUGAAGCAAGAAGCAGAGGGAAGAGGAAUUAUUGAUCGCUGCUGUCAAUUUCAUUCCUGCCAUUGGCUCCUUAGCAUCGUUCUCAGAAGAGGAGGAAGAGAAGAACAAGAAAGUUGAAGCGGAGGAGAGGCAGUUCAGUUCUGAGACGGCCCGGUCGGGCUCAAGCGCCUGCGCGCCCCUCUAGAGCCCCGCCGGGGGGCGCGGGGGGCCGGCCUGGGGCGGGUUCUGCAGGCGGGGACGAGCGAGGUGCGUAGGGCGCCACGUCGGCAAGCGCUGAAGAAGCAGCCGCCAAGGGGUCGGAGUCGAUUCGGGUUUGCCUGGUCAAGUCCUCCGACGUGCUGAACCUAGCGGCGCGGACAUCCCAGCAAGAAAAUCACACUGGGAUAUUUCAAUACAGUAACAUUUGGCAAUAAUGAGCCAGACAGAGAAGAAUGAGCAAGAAAUUCCUCCAUAUCUUAACAGUGAACCCCCAGAAGAAUCUCUGUCAUCAUUGGUCUUCCAUUCACAUGGAAGAUUCAGUAAAAGAUCAUCCACAACAACAGCCUGGCAUGCUUACCCGGGUGACUGGUGGCCUCUUCAGCAUAACCAAGGGAGCUGUUGGUGCCACAGUUGGUGGUGUAGCAUGGAUAGGAGGGAAAAGCUUUGAAGUGACCAAAACAGCAGUUACAGCUGUGCCUUCCUUGGGAGUGGGAUUAGUUAAAGGAAGUGUUUCAGUUGUGACAGGAAGUGUUACAGCUGUAGGAUCUGCUAUCUCAAGCAAAGUGCCUUUAACUGGGAAGAAAAAGGAUAAAUCUGAUUAAAGAGAUUCAGUACUGUUUGUAUGAGAACCUUGUGUAGCUAUGGGAUCUACACGAUUUGGAUUGCUGUAAGGUCACCAUUAUGGAGGAAAAUCUAAAGAACUAAAAGAAUUACUUUCUCCUACGAGGGACAUAAGCAGUAUCACAGAAACUUUAGAUUUCUUCAGGAACUUGUCUGGUGAAAUGUUACACUUGAUUUUAAAAAAAGGAAUCAAGUACAUGGAUCUGAAGGAGUGGCUCAUGUUUGAACAUUAAUUCACUUUUCAAAACCUUGAAUUAAAAAUGUGAAAAUAGAAGUGAAGGGAAUGACUUGGCAAAAAGUUAAGCACUUCACAGUUCUGAUGAUAUAGCUUCCUUUAAAAUAAUUUUAGCAUUAAAGUGCUUAAAUAUUAGCCUGAUUAUGCCCUUAAUUGGUUGCCUCUGCCAUACACAGAUACAUUGAUGUUCUAGCUUCAAGCCUAUGAUGUCUAUAUUUUUUGGAAAACAGUCCUUAAAUUCCCUAUAGAGUCCUUAUGUAUCUUUGCUUUUUCAAACUAUUUUUAUACACACUAAAUUCUUUAGAGGUCAACUGUCACAAGGGUGUGUUUGUGUGUGCGCACACGCAUGUAUAGUAUAUUGAGUCAAAUCAUUCAUGCCUUAUGGUGAAAAACAAUCUAUUUUUUACUUAGAGAACCUUUUAAAGUUUUUGUAAUGUCUUGUCAUUUCAAAGCAGUCUGUAGAAGGAGUUUUACACUUUUUUAAUCAGUUGAUACUGACAAAGAAAGACUGCUAAAUCUCAGGUGUAGCUUACUGAUGUUCUCACCUGCAAAAUGAAAAGCCCUUUAUGUUUUUAGGUUGCUUAACUGAAAAUUAAUUCCAAGUUUACAUUAAGACAAUAUUGAGUAACUUUCCGCUGUAAAAUAAAAACACUUCUGUGAUUUAUAGCCUCAAGGUACAAAUGUGUACGAUCUUAUUUCCUGAGUACAUAAUGCAAAUACAGCAGUUGCUGUGCAUAAUCUGUUUACUCGAGUAUCGCCCAUUAUCUCUAGAGAUUUUGUAGAAGUUGAUGAAUUAUGUUUUACAUUUUCAGUGAUAAUUAGCAUAAAAAUACUUUAUACAAAUAAUACCUCAGCAGAUAGGUUUGCUGAAUGGCACCCAUGACCAAUAAUGAUAAAAACAAGUGAUUUGCAGAGAAACGUAUUUCAUGCAUACAAUUUCAAAGUUUUCUGAGCAAGACAUACAGUAGAUACGUCUCUUCCUGUCUUGUUCCUAAUCCCUAAUCCAUUAAAUCAGGAUAGGUAGUCCUUUGUACUCAGUGGGCUAUAUUGUGGGUUUAUUGGAUUGAUAUCUUUCAGUUUCAUUUAGAAGCUCUUUAGCAUGUUUCUAUUGACUUUGUAGCAUUUUGGUAGUCCUUAAAAAAGACUGAAGUUCACAUGAUUAUUCUGUAUGCAAUGUUUCUUAAAAUGUAUGUUGAAAACAUGCAAAUCUGGUUGGAAUAGUUGUGAUUAUAAACACUAAAUUAACAGAUGAUGUCUUGUAAAAGUAAUGACCAAAACCUCUCCCUUGUCUAAAAUUACAUAUUCAUAAAUUAAAUUAAUCUGAUAUAAUUUA